AUGACCCUAUCAGUGGAGGUCCUGAGGUCUCAUCAGACCCAGAUCCGAAGGGGAAAAGAGUUAGAGACUGAACAGAAGGCAACUUCUGAAAACGAGUCUAGUACACCAAAAGUAGAUGUAGAACCCCAGAUGGAGGAUCGAAGUGUAGCGAAGGAGGAUGAACUUCAACCAGGAGAAGGACAGUUUAGAGUGCCUGAAGAAACAAGAAGUAGAAAAUUUAGAUCCUCGUUCUCUGGACAGCCGGGGAUAAGGAGUUUUGGGGGAAUGAGCCAACAUAGUUUGAGUCGAAAGAAGUCCAAACUUGUAGCUAAACAAAGUGGUAGAUCAGUAUCAGGUCGUGCUAGCGAGUCGGUGGCUAGUACGGGGAGGAAACCGCUGUGUGUAAACUGUGGUAAACCUCAUACAGAAGUAUGCUACGGUAAUAGGAAUGUGUGUUUCCAGUGCGGACAAGCUGGGCAUUUCAGAAGAGAUUGUCCUCAGCUAAGUCGUGGAACAAAAAAUGAACAAAGACAAGGAACACAGACACUAAACCAACCUAGAACGACUGGAACUAGAAGUGAGGCCGGUUGUAGCUAA
Molecule: messenger RNA, 576 nt
Organism: Benincasa hispida (wax gourd)
Lineage: Eukaryota; Viridiplantae; Streptophyta; Magnoliopsida; Cucurbitales; Cucurbitaceae
Source: RefSeq, a predicted model, not a curated record